Molecule: messenger RNA, 1169 nt
Organism: Schistosoma intercalatum
Lineage: Eukaryota; Metazoa; Platyhelminthes; Trematoda; Strigeidida; Schistosomatidae
Source: the annotation of a GenBank genome assembly
AUGUCCGUAGACAGCGUUACAUGCCAGCCUUCAAAGUGUUCUUUAAUUAGACUAAAACAUCCAAGAUCAGAUUUACCUUGUUUGUAUCUGUGGGAUGGUCAGUCUUCAGAGCUUUUUGAAAUUCAGAAAAUCGACGAAAAAUGUCGGUCUUGGAUGCUUGGUGAGAAUAUCAAAUCUGAUGGUGGGAUGUACGUUUGUAAUCGAAUUGAUCCCCUCUUCUUCUUCAUAUCAUUCUGCAGAAAAAAUGACAAGUUUAUUUCAUGGGAUGCUAUUUUGAGUGAAAUUGGUGGAUGUUUCGAUGUCUUCAGCAACAUUCCCAACAUGGAAAGUCGUCUUGAAGAAAUUUGUGACAAAAGGUGUAUUGGUAGUAUAUCUGUUUAUCGGUUAAAUGAAUCUAAGGCGAUCGAGUGGUUGUCGAAUAGAGUAUCUGCUGUUUAUAAGGCUUCCUACAACUGCAAGAAUCCUGUUUUAGUUUCUCAGCUUCGAUUAAUUGCUAGUAGUUCAUCUUCUGAUCAGUACGAUGGAAAAAGUGAAGAUUCACGGGUUCCAGAAUUUACUUCUAGUUCCAAAGAAGCUGAAACACUAUCAACCAAUCAAUUGUCACAUCAAACAUGUUUACAUUUAGCCUAUCAAUUAGUAGCUGAUUAUCUUUCACCUGAUUUAUACAUUAAGCUUCAAGAAAAAAUAGGAUUAAAAACGAUUGAAUUCAAUUUGUCGGAUAUGAGUUCCUCUGAAAAUAUUGAUCCUAUUGAUAAUAAAUUUAUCCAGAAGUCAUUUGAUUCGAAAAAUUAUCAACCCAAAGAAGACUAUUCUUCAGCAUUAAAGUUAAAUGAAUCAAAGAUCAAUGAGUCCACGAUAAAGAAAGCGAAAAUUCCAAAAGGACUUCUCAUCUGUCAUAACUGAAAUCUCAACAAAAUGGAACUCAAAUUAUUUAGAUCACUUAAUGUGUUUGAUAUACUUAAACCAUCGAAACAGCCUCUAGUGUUUGAUAUUCUAAACUUGAUUUGAUCGACUUUUUAUCGGCUUCUAAUAUCUAAUGAAUAUUAAUCUUUUCUACUACCACUGAUUCAGAUACUACUUCUGCUACUGCAGAAUAUGUCUUGAUUGUGAUGUAUUUCGACUGAUUGGUUUAUUAUUUUUAUCCACUGAACUUCAGUCUAAAUCAGAAG